GCUGGUGCGCUGUGUCCCUCGGACACAGUGGAUCACGGAAAGAGCCGAAGAUGUGUCCAAUCACAGCUGAUCACUGAUCAUCAGGGCACUGAUGAUCAGUGUGCCCUGAUGAUCAGUGUGGCCCCAGAAGUGCCACUUGUCAGUGUCCAUCAGUGCCACGUGCCAGUGCCCAUCAGUGCCACAUCAAUGCCACAUAGUGCAUACCAGUGCACAUCAAUGCCACAUAUCAGUGCCCAUCUGAGCUGCCUUUCAAUGUCACCCAUCAGUGCCAGUCAGUGCCACCUAUCAAUGCCAAUCAGUGCCACCUAUCAGUGCUGCCAAUCAGUGCCACCUAUCAGUGCCAGUCAGUGUCGCCUAUCAGUGCGCAUCAGU
Staurois parvus is the source of this 372-nucleotide messenger RNA. NCBI's taxonomy places the organism in Eukaryota, Metazoa, Chordata, Amphibia, Anura, Ranidae. The record is from the annotation of a GenBank genome assembly.